AUGUCACUACAAAAGCCCCUGUCAUCACAACUGCAGCCCACACUACGACAGCCGCUGCCACCACAACUGCUAUGCUACCACAACUCCAUCAGCCACUACAACAGCAGCCGCUGCCACCAAAACUGCUGCCACCACAAGUGUAGCCGCUGCCAAAACAGCAUCUGCCACCACAACUGCAGCCGAUACCACAACAGUCCCAGCCAACACAAUUGCAUCUGCCACUACAACAGUAGCUCCUGCUUCCACAGAUGCUGCCACCACAACUUCAGCCGAUACCACAACCGUCCCAGCCACCAUAACUGCAUUUACCACUUCGACAACUCCCGCUGCCACCUCAACUUCCAAAACCACAACUGCAUUUUUGACCACUACAAUAAUAGCCACUCCCACCACAACUGCAGCCCACACUACGACAGGCGCUGUCACAACAACUGUAGCAGCCACUAUGAAAGCCCCCAAAACCACAACUGUAGCUUCUACUACGAUAGCCCAUGCCACCACAAUUGCAGUCGCUACUAUGACAGCCCCUGCCACUACAAAUGCAGCUGCUUCCACAUCUGCAACCGCCAUUAUGACAGCCCCUCUCACCUCAACUAUAGCCACAACUACAUCAGCCCCUCUGCUUAUACGACAGCUACUGAAACCACAACUGCUGCUUCUACCACAAGAACAGCUGCCGCAACCAGAACUGCGGCUGCCAAUACGACAGCAGCCACUGCAGCUGCAACUACUACAGCUGCUAUCACCAGAACUGAAGCCACCACUACUACACACCCUGCCACAACAACUGCAACCACCACUACGACAGCUCCUGCCACCAAAAGUGCAUCCACUAUCACAACUUUAGCCACAACUACAACAGCCCCCACCACUACAACAGCCACUGCCAAUACAACUGCAGCCACCACUACGAUAACAGCCACAGUCACCACAACUAGAGUCAUCACUACGCCGGCCCGCUGCAACCAGAACUGCAGCUGCCUCCACAACAGCCCUUGCCACCAGAACUGCAGCCGCUCCAAUGAAAUCUGCUUCAAGCAGAACUGCAGAUGCUACCACAACAGCAGGUUCAACAACCACAACUGCAGAUGCCACUACAUCUGCAACUACUACUGUAACUGCAACUACAACAGCCCCCACUACCACAACUGCUGCCACCAAAACUGCAGCCGCAAGUACGACAGUCCCUGCCACCAAAACUGCAGCUGCUACUCCUACAGCCCCUGCCACCACAACUGCAGCCACAACUCCUAUGGCUCCAGCCACCACAACUGCAGCCGCCACCACAUCUCCAUCUGCCACCACAACUCAGGCCGCAACCACAACUGUGGCCGCUACUCCUACAGCCCCCGCCACCACAAUUGCAGCCGCUACGACAACUGCUGCCACCAGAACUGCAGCCGCAACUAUGACAGUCCCCACCACCCCAAUUGCAUCAGCCACCACAACUGCAGCAGCCACCACAACUGCAGCAGCCACAACUGUAGCUGCAACCCCAACUGUAGCCGCCACUAUGACAGCCCUCGCCAAAACAACUGCAGCCGCCGCCACAACUGUAGCCGCAACCACAACUGUGGCCGCUACUCCUACAGCCCCCACCACCACAAUUGCAGCCGCUACCACAACUGCUGCCACCAGAACUGCAGCCGCAACUAUGACAGUCCCCACCACCACAAUAGCAUCCGCCACCACAACUGCAGCAGCCACCACAACUGCAGCAGCCACAACUGUAGCUGCAACCCCAACUGUAGCCGCCACUAUGACAGCCCCCGCCAAAACAACUGCAGCCGCCGCCACAACUCCCCCAACUACAACAGUCCCUGCCACCACAAUUGCAGCCGCUACCACAACUGCUGCCACCAGAACUGCAGCCGCAACUAUGACAGUCCCCACCACCACAAUAGCAUCCGCCACCACAAAUGCAGCAGCCACCACAACUGCAGCAGCCACAACUGUAGCCGCAACCCCAACUGUAGCCGCCACUAUGACAGCCCCCGCCAAAACAACUGCAGCCGCCACAACUGUAGCCGCCACCACAACUGUAGCCGCUACUCCUACAGCCCCUGCCACCACAACUGCAGCCGCUACUCCUACAGCCCCUGCCACCACAACUGCAGCCGCCACAACUGUAGCCGCCACCACAACUGUAGCCGCUACUCCUACAGCCCCUGCCACCACAACUGUAGCCGCUACUCCUACAGCCCCUGCCACCACAACUGCAGCCGCCAUCACAACUGCUGCCAUCAGAACUGCAGCCACAACUACAACAGUCCCUGCCACCACAACUGCUGCCUCCACCACAACUGCAUCAGCUACCACAACUGUAGCCGCCACCACAACUGCAGCCGCAACCAUAAUUGUAGCUGCCACUAUGACAGCCCCCGCCACAACAACUACAGCCUCCACCACAACUGCAUCUGCCACCACAACUGCAGCUGCAACCACAACUGUAGCCGCCACCACAACUGUAGCCGCCACCACAACUGUAGCCGCCACCACAACUGUAGCCGCCACCACAACUGUAGCCGCCACCACAACUGUAGCCGCCACCACAACUGUAACCGCCACCACAACUGCAGCCGCAACCACAACUGUAGCCGCCACCACAACUGUAGCCGCCACCACAACUGUAGCCGCCACCACAACUCCGCCACCACAACUGCAGCCGCCACCACAACUGUAGCCGCCACCACAACUGUAGCCGCCACCACAACUGCAGCCGCCACCACAACUGCACCAGCUGUCACAUCGGUAGCCGCCACUAUGACAGACAACAACAGCAUCUGCUACCAUAACUUUAGUCUUUGGCACCACAACUUUAGCCACCAUUACAACAGCCCCUGCCACCAGAACUGCAUUUGCCAUUGCGACAGCCGCUCCCACCACAACUGA
This is a messenger RNA of Oncorhynchus gorbuscha (pink salmon), 2892 nucleotides long. RefSeq names its product prestalk protein-like. Lineage: Eukaryota; Metazoa; Chordata; Actinopteri; Salmoniformes; Salmonidae. The coding region runs from base 1 to 2892 and encodes 963 amino acids. The transcript has 5 exons. The record is from RefSeq and is a predicted model, not a curated record.